Seriola dumerili (greater amberjack) is the source of this 4800-nucleotide messenger RNA. Its product is annotated as clustered mitochondria protein homolog. The record is from RefSeq and is a predicted model, not a curated record. Gene Ontology annotation, molecular function: protein binding; mRNA binding. The transcript has 28 exons. Bases 264 to 4541 code for a protein of 1425 amino acids. Gene Ontology annotation, cellular component: cytoplasm. Gene Ontology annotation, biological process: intracellular distribution of mitochondria. NCBI's taxonomy places the organism in Eukaryota, Metazoa, Chordata, Actinopteri, Carangiformes, Carangidae.
GUGGCCUUUUCACACAGGGAGAACAGAUAAACUGAGUUUGCCUUGUAGAAAGGGGCAGGAGUCACAGUCCUGAACAGACAGCCACUUACUUUCACUCAGCUGGGCUCACAAGCAAUCCAGCUGCACAUAUCCACUCACUCUCUCCCUCACUUUGUGCACUCUUCCAGCAGUUUGAGGCAAGACACUGAGGGGGGAGCAACUUCCAGAACACAGAAGUGAAAACACAAGAGGAACGCUCAAGAAAAAAACUUCGACAGUCAGCCAUGAGGGACAAAGUGAGGAGAGGAGGAAGAAACCAGGCCAAAACUGAUGUAAUCAGCGUGACUGGUGGAAAGAAUGCUGUUGGUAUUAAGCAAGAAGAGGACACAUCAUUCCCUGUGAAGAUCCAGGGAGCUGGAGUAGAGCCGUUUGAGCUGCAGGUCCAUGGAUUUUGGCUCGUCCAGGACGCAGUAAUGACCCUGCUUUCAAGGGAUGAGGUGUGUCCUCGCUCCAACUUGUCACUGGCACUAGCUGGAAUGACUCUGGAUCCCCUGGCAGAAUUACAAAGUCUCAAGGGCCUUAAACCAGGAGCCAUUGUUCGCCUUGUGGAAGAGCCCUACACUGCCAGCUCAGCCAGGCUCCAUCUGGCUCGUGUCCUGGAGCUGCUGAGAGCGUCUGGACCUCAGGAUGCAUUGAGAGAAGGACGCUCACCAAGCCUACUGGAGACACUCACACAUACACAAACACCAGACUCCAGCUUACCGAACGGAAAGAACCUGAAACGCUCUUUAAGCAACACGAAAACAGAAUCAACCAACCAGGAUGGAGCUCCACCUGAGUACCUCCUCCCUGGUUCCUCAGACAGACCACUUAUGGCUCUCCUACCACAUAGCUCCCAGCCAGAGGCCCCCAGUUACCUGAGGGACCUGUCUCUCAGCUGCUGGAACCCACCUCCAGGACACAGGAAGCUGCAGGGAGACUUCCUGUACAUCUCUGUGGUGACAAUGGAGGGACGACGAUUUGACAUCACAUCUUGUCCAAAAGGUUUCUUCCUCAACAGGUCUACAGAAGAUGUUUUUGAUCCUCGUCCUGCACAGUCUUCUCCAGUUUGUCACUGUUUCACUGACCUGCUCUGCCACAUCAGCCCUGCCUUCAAACAAACGUUUACUACACUCAAAACCAGGCCUCAGUUACCACCAGUAGAGGUGAUGCCCACUCCUUACCACACGCUGAGCUGGCUCGGUCCUAUCUGUGCCUCUCGCACUCACAAAAACACCUUCAGCAGACUGGGAAUGGAUGAACAGGCAGCAAGACAGGCUCCAGACUGGAACGAGGAGUUGCAAGCAGCCAGAGAUCUCCCACAGGGCAGUCUGGAGGAGAGGCUGCAGAGAGACAGAGCUCUGAUCCAGGUGAACAGUGCAUUUGUGAGGGCUGUCAUGCAGGGGGCAGAGACUGUUGUAGAUGGCUUUGUGGAGCCAGUAAAUGGAAACCCAGAGGACCCAGCUUUCCUGUGGGGGGGCCUCUUCAUGAGCCAGGGGGCAGCGAGUGCAGUGUUUGGUGGGGAAAGAGGUCGCAGGGCAGCUCAGAGGCUGGAGCUUAAAGGAGUACAAGCCUACAGUGACCUAGAGGGGCUGGAGGGGCUGCACACACUACCUACAGCCGUUGUAGACUACAGAGGUGUACGUCUAUCUGCGCAGGGUUUGGCCCCCGGCUUGGAAGGCUCAGAACAGGACCAGGGAACUGCUCCUGCCUCAAGAGGCUUGCUGUACGGGAUAAAUGCAGGACCCCAAGAGUCUCCUGAUCGCAGACGGCUACUAGCGCUCCUGGCUAGUGCUGCCAAAUCUCUUUCUCUCCAGAGACAUGUAGUUGUUGUGCAGGACAGUCACAAGGUCCCACUGUUCACUUCAGUGGAUGCUCAGGGACUGUUGGGAGCUGAUGGGAGGUUCUACAUACUGGAUGUGUUCAGGAGCUUCCCAGCUGAUGCCAACUUCUGCCCAGAGGCAGAGACAGAAAGUCAGACAAUCACUGGAGAAGAGGAGAGGAAAGAAAGCUGUGAAGAGGAUGAGGAGAAGAAGGGUUGUGUAAAAGAAGGUUGGCCAGAGAAUUAUCACACAGACUCUGGGCUUCCAAAGAGCUUUCCUCACGGCCUCUGUAGACUGAGGCCAGAGCUGGUGCAGGCUUUCAUCCAGCACAAACACUGUCAGUUCACUCAGCGUGUCAGGGAGACACUGGAUGAGAAUGGAGGCUUUGAAGAAUGUGCAACAGCUUGCGACUCUCGAGCCACCAAUGCAGUGCGAGCUGCUUGUAAAGACGUGGGCUCAGUUAGUGACAUCAUCUUUGAGAUGCGCUUUAACCCAAACAUCUUUUCCCCAGGAGUAUCCUUCCCUCCUGGUGAAAGUGCGUCGACAAACCUGCAGGAGAGGUUACUGAGGGAAGCUGCAGCUUUCAUCACCACGCACCAGAUACCAGCCUUUGUGGAGUAUUGCCUACAAAGCUAUGAGGCACCAAUGGAUGGAGCUUCUCUAAAGCAGGCACUACACCAGCGAGGCAUCAACCUCCGGUAUCUGGGCCAUGUGAUCAAGGCCAUCAGCCAGUCAGAGCACAAGGAACGCCUGAGACAUAUAAUGAGAUCGGUCAUAGGUGACAUUUUUAUCCGCUCAACAAGAAGAGUGUUCAACAGUUUCCUCCAGGGUGUGGAUGUGCCUAGUCUCUCCGCAGCUGUCAGUCACUUCCUCUGCUGCCUAUUGGUUCCCCACUUCACGCCCACUCCUGUCGGGGAGGAGACUAAAAAGAAGUCAAGGCGGCGUGGCCGAGGGGCUGGGGCCUCUGAAAGCACGCCGUGGAGCACGCUCACUGGGGCUGAGCUGUGGAACCUGGUUUGCCAGGAUGCUGCUGAGACAUACGACAUCACUGACAGCCUCGGCUCUGGACCAAACCACCUGGCAGAGCACUAUGGCCUUCAGAAGCUCUCUCUGCUCAGACAGUUCUGUUUAAAGACCGGAGUACAGUUGAGACUGAGGGACUACUUCCUCGACAACCAAAGUAAAGCUCCCAUUGGUCCAGACGACAUCCUCAACAUCCUCCCUGUUGUCAAGCACAUUCAAAUGCCAACUGCGGAUGCUUCAAAAGCAUACGGUGCUGCACAGAACUCCAUUCAAAAAGGUCUGCUGGAUCAGGCCCAUGAGCAGCUCAAAGAAGCAGCCUACUUGUUUGGUAGGGUGUGUGAUGACCUGCACCCCGAGGCCUGUUAUUGCCACAGCCUGCUGGCCAGGGUGGCUUUCCUGCAGGGAAAGACAGCAGAGGCUCGCAGUAUCCAGCUGAAAGCAGUGGUCAUCAGUGAGAGGGUGCUGGGCUUUGACCAUCCAAACACUAUCCAGCAAUAUACCCUCUUGGGUCUGUAUGUGUUCGCUGGAGGAGAGACCGCCCUGGCUCAGAAGUGUCUCCUCAGAGCUCGUCUACUGACGCUGACAGUCCACGGAGAAGACCAUCCCUACAUCGCAACACUGGAUAGCUGUCUUGGGUUGGUGCUGACAGGGGAGCAGACAGGGCAGUACCUAAAGAAUGCCCUAAGACUUAACACUUCCUUCUUCGGCCCCAUAGACUUGCAUACAGCUCUCAAUCAGCACCUGUUGGCCCAGUGGCUGUGCAGUAAGGGGGACUACAGAAGUGCUAUGACUCAUGAGAAAGAGGCCCUCACUGCAUUUACCUCCUUGUUUGGAGAGGAUCACCCACAGACACGCUCCAGCAAAGAGUUUCUGUGCACCAUUACCAAGCAAGCGGUGCAGGUGGAACGCUCUCUCAGACAGGCAGGAGCUGACUGCACGGAGCAAACAGUGGAGUGUCUGACUCCCACAACUGAUACCAUUUUGGAGCAGAUGGUUCUGGUGACAGGAAUCAGGAAGAUCACACGAAGCGACAGGCUCCAGGAGUAUAAGCAGAAACACCUGGAACGAAAGCUAGCAGCGGCAAAAGAACUGGGAAUCAAACUACCUAAUGAGCUCUUCGCCUCAGAGACUGUGAACGUUGAAGAGAAAGGCUCAGGUCAAGAAACAGGAUGCGGGAAGGAAGCUCAGGAUGGAGGAAGCCCAGCAGUGGAGAACAGCAGCGAGAGCCAACAGGAGCAGCCGGUGGAAAGGGUGUCAGUGGAGAGUGCUGCUGUAGUUUCAGCUAACGGUCAUUUGUUGGAGCCAGCUGAACAAAACCAGCAUGAGGGGCAAAUAGAUGUAGAUGGAAGAGAUAGGGAGGACAGCGACAGAGCAGCUGAGGUCAAGAUAGUGAAUGGGGAGUCAGAGGUCAGGGGUGCAGGAGACAAAACUGAGACCAGUGCACAAAAUGGAGUAAAGAGCAGCACAGCCAACGGGGAGAUGAAAUCUGACGCAACAUGUGAGGAGAUGAAGUCAGAUGAGAAAGAUGGUGAAAUAAAUGGAGCAGGGGACAUCACUGCGAGCCCACCAGUCCUUAAGAGUAAGGGGACAUGGGCAGAUGUUGUCAUUUCAAAGGCAAUUAAUGGAGUAAAUGGAGUAGCAGGUGAUGUCACAGCCAAUGGAAUAGCUGAAGAGUGAACACACACACAUAUAUAUAUACGUAUAUAUAAGAAAAACAGUGUUGUAGUCAAGUUUUUCCAAAGUCACUGCUGCAAAAUGAAACUCUCCCAGGUUCGUAGAUGUAAUUUGAACCAAUGAACAUGAAGCACAGAAUAAAAUAACAGAGAGUGAGACGAGUAUUACUUUGUGGUGGCGAGGUUAUUACUGAUGUAGGGAGAGGGCUGUACUGCUGAGUGUUAUUUUUUUUCAACAAUAAACUUUUUACUCUGGUGUAUUA